AUAUAUGCUUUUUGUUUGAUAGUGCUGUGAUUAUUUGGUUUGGUUUGACCGUUGGAGGACUUUCUACUUUUACCUCUGGAAACAAUAAGCAAAAAAUUAACAGCUUUGAUUUUUCACAAGGUGGGAUUUGAUGUUUGAAUCCAUGACUAAGCUUUUUAUUACUAUUAAAACUAACCACUUAAGAGAAAGUAGUUAGCAUUAGAAUUAGAAUUGGCAGCUAAAAAUUUUAAGACACAUAAAUAAUUGGCUAGUCUUAUUGUUUUUACACAAUCAUUAGUUUGCUGGUAAUGAUAACAAUGAUAUCUCAAGUGGCCUAAGCAGUGUCUUACCUUUUCAAUGUUACCUGCAUUCUCCUCAAUGCAGCUACUAGCAAUAAAAGGUCAUUUGGGGCAGCCCAAAGUGGGAUCUUGAGAAGAAACUGAUCUUGGCAAUGGUUUGUAGCUCCAAAUGGAGGAAUCGUUUAGAAAAGGUUCAAGGAUUUAACUCCUCUAACCAAAAAGAAGAGAAUCCUAGGAGGUGCAUUUGAGAGCCCAAAAAUUUUAAAUUGGAAUUGUUGCAGUGCCAUUUGCCUCAUUUAACAAAGAUUUUCGUUAUGAAGAGAAGCAAGCAGAUGAUAUCAUCCUUAUGUCAUUAGUGUACAAAAUUAACUUUGCUAAAAGUUUUUACCCCAGAAAUCAGUCAAAAGCCAUACACUUGCCUCCAAUAAUUGAAAAAGUUGAUGGCAAACCUGCUCCCAUGACAUGGUGUGUACACCAUAAUGAACUGCAUGUGCUCCUUUCGUGGCUAUGGUGGACCAAGUGAGGCCUUCUGACAAAGAAGUUUUCACUCUAAAACUGCAGGUCACAAGUUUUUGACCUAGUAGUUCCUUUCUAAUUACAAACUCUGUGACAUUUAAGUGCCAAAAUGCCUAGAUCAAGGUGCUCAGAAAUGCCACAAAGGCAAUCCUCUCGAGGCACACAGCUUAGGUCAUCAAGUUCUGAUUCAGAUCCUCUGCAUCAUCGACCAAUUACUGAUCGUAGUAGUCUCAGGCUCAGAGACCAUCGCUCUCCAAGAGGAGCUUCCCAAUCAGAUCCGGUGAAUCAGAAGAAACUUGGCACCCGCAUUGCAGAUUUAGAAUCUCAACUAGGGCAAGCACAAGAAGAGCUGAAGGUUCUGAAAGACCAGUUGGCUUCAGCAGAAGCUGCAAAGAAAGAAGCUCAAGAAGAACUGGAAAAGAAGAGCAAGAAGCCAAAAGCUCCAGAACCUGCUGAAAUUCAUGAAAAGAUUUCUCUAAAAAAAACUCAAGAUUCUAAGAAAGCAGACAGCAGCCUCAGAGAUGAAGCUCCUGAAUAUAAUCAACGAGCAACUGAUGUUUUUGAAGUUCCAGUGGAAGUGGUAGCAAUUGAGCCUAAGGUCGAAGUCCAUGAAGCCAAUCAAGUAGAAGAAGAAACCAAAGCAAUAGAAAUAUCAAAUGAACCACCAGCAAUAUCAGAGCAAGAGAAACCAUCUUUCCAUGACUUGGCUUUGAAAAAUGAUGAGAUAAAUGUGCUAAAAUCCAAGCUAGAAGAGAAGGAAAAGGAGCUUGGGGUGUUUACUCAAGAAAAUGAGGACCUGAAAAAGCUGCUGCAUGAAGUGGCCUCAAAUAUUUCAAUUGCUAAAGCCAAGGAAGAAGAAAUGACCUUGAGAUUGAGACAAGUAGGAAAGGAGCUGGAAGCAAGUAAAGCAAAUGCAGCUCAACUGAAGGAAAAGCUCCAAUCUGUCGAAGUGCAAAAGGAAGCAUUGGAAGCAGAGAUGAAGAAACUAAGGGUGCAGACGGAACAGUGGAGAAAAGCAGCAGAUGCAGCAGCAGCUAUUCUUUCUGGGGGAGUGGAAAUGAAUGGAAGAAUUUCAGACAGGUGUGGCUCCAUGGAUAAGCAUUUUGGUGGUGUGUUUGAGCCUCCAGCUGGUGGGUAUGCAGGUUAUGUUGGAUCACCUGGCUUGGGUGAUGACGAUGAUGGUUUUGGAAGUGGAAAGAGGAAAGGCUCCGCCAUCAAAAUGUUUGGAGACUUGUGGAAAAGGAAGGCCCCAAAAUAAAACGAGAAGUAUGCCAAAGCAUAUUUUAAGCUGCUCAUGUAUAAUUGUUGUGAAAUUGGCUGCUCAGCGGUUUCAGUUUUUGUUGGUCAUGUAUGUCCAUUGUUGCAGCAAUUUGGUCAUCUCAUCCUCAGUAGGUAGUAUGCUUCUGCUAUGUAAUGUAAACCAUUAAGGAUGAUCUUAAGGUUAGGUGUGGGAUAGAAGAGGCAUUUCUUGAAGCCCUUUGUGAAAAAACAAGGUUCCAUCAUCAAUGUUUUAUUUGUUUUAAA
Durio zibethinus is the source of this 2318-nucleotide messenger RNA. Lineage: Eukaryota; Viridiplantae; Streptophyta; Magnoliopsida; Malvales; Malvaceae. The record is from RefSeq and is a predicted model, not a curated record.